AUGAAGAGCAUGCUCUCAACGAUAGAUUAUGUCGUCGAAUGUCGGGACUAUCGAGCGCCCGUGACUUCGAUCAACCCAAUGUUCGAGGAGGCUUUGGGAAAGAUGCGACGACUGGUUGUCUAUACCAAGAGAGAUCUUGGAAGCAUUCCCAAAUCGGUUGAGCAGAAAACAAUUGAACGGAAAUUACAGACGUUUGAUCCUAAUAGCACCGUGUUCUUCACCAGCUCAUCCGCGCGGCAGGAUGUCAGCCAGAUCAUCAAACACCUCCGAACGGAUGCCGAGGCCCCUGAUAAAUUAGUAGGAUGUCGAGUGCUGGUUGUUGGAAUGCCCAAUGUCGGCAAGUCAACACUGAUCAACAACCUGCGCAACUCCGGAACGGGGAAAGCCAAGGCCAUGAAAACCGGACAACAGCCUGGUAUCACACGCAAAAUCGCCACGCAGGUGAAGAUCAUCGAACGCGAGAAUGGGUCACACGUUUAUGUCCUGGACACGCCGGGUGUGUUCAUGCCGUAUGUCCCGGACGCAGAAAAUAUGCUGAAGCUGGCUCUCUGUGGCUGUGUGAAAGACAACGUCAUUUCUCCGGUCACCCUCGCGGAUUACUUGCUGUAUCAUAUCAAUUUGCAAGACCCGGCAAUAUAUAAGCGCUGGUCGGAACCGACCAAUGACGUGGUUCCGCUGAUUGAAAGCUUUGCGCGCCAAACCGGACUGCUUGGGAAAGGCGGAGUCCCGAACGUGGAGGGGGCCGCUCUUCUUUUCAUACAGAAAUGGAGACAAGGAGAGCUGGGUCGCUUUUUGAUUGACGACCUCGAGGAAGAGGAACGACGACGAGCAGAUCCUGCUCAAGCGGCGCGCAUGAGCAUGACGCAGGCUUUGAGGGUGGAAAGGACGACUCGAAAGAACAAGCCCGAUGCUCCUAGCAAUCUGUAA
This is a messenger RNA of Penicillium bovifimosum, 927 nucleotides long. RefSeq names its product putative GTPase MTG1. Bases 1 to 927 code for a protein of 308 amino acids. Lineage: Eukaryota; Fungi; Ascomycota; Eurotiomycetes; Eurotiales; Aspergillaceae. The record is from RefSeq and is a predicted model, not a curated record. Gene Ontology annotation, molecular function: GTPase activity; GTP binding. The transcript is spliced from 2 exons. Gene Ontology annotation, cellular component: mitochondrion.